Arctia plantaginis is the source of this 606-nucleotide messenger RNA. The record is from the annotation of a GenBank genome assembly. Lineage: Eukaryota; Metazoa; Arthropoda; Insecta; Lepidoptera; Erebidae.
AUGUGUCGCACAGUGCACGCCCUUCUCCAAACAGUAAUAUGUGGGGUGCAAAUGGUGGUAAGGGUCUUUAUGACCGUGCUACUGAUGAUAGAGAACGUCGUUAGAAUGGUCCUGCAGACUAUGUACAACUUCAUAUCCUUUAUGCUGCAGAUGAUAUCACUCAUACCGAUAUGUUGCGUGUUCUUAGUAACAGCAAGGCUCAAAUGCUUCGUGUGUGGUGGCGGUGGGCCGUGUCCAGUCAACAGGGGAGGAACAUGCGACUGCCUCAUGUCGUUUUUCGCUAUCCUCAUAAUUUUCUUUAUAUUCAGAGCCACUGGCGUGCUCGACAAGAUAUUCUAUUCGUUGGGCUAUGCUAGAGCUAAGCCGAUAGCACACACCAGAUAUGUGCCAACGCCUGGAGAUAUCACGGAAUGCUCCAGGAAUGAUACUGACUAUACACAACUGGAAUCGACUUCAACAACCGAACAAUUUGAACAAUAUAAUGAAGAAGUGAAAAAUUUAGAAGAGUUAAAUGAAACAACUUCAACAACAGAUAGCCCAGGAACACCGCUCGGAUGGAGUCAUUCCAACCAUAAUUGGACUACUGUAUAUUAUUACUUGGUUUGA